AUGCGUGAAAUUUCCAAUGAAUUGACUGUAGCAACAACUACAGUGUUUAAUAUAAUUAAUAAAUAUGGUGAAAGUGCCAGUAUUGAUGUUUGCAGAAAAAGCUCAUGCCCUCCAAAAGCUGUUUCUCAAAGGAGUGCAUUUAAUUCGAAUAUUUUAUGCCGAACAUCAAAACCUCGAAAAGUAGUGAAAUGUCUGGAAAACCGUUGGGUGAUUGCCAUUACACGAGUCGGGAGGAUGAUUGAGGUAAGUGACUUAACCUUAACGAAACGUGUAAUCAAAUGUAACGUAGAUGUUGUCAUGAGAUUUGCUCAUUCUUUCAUUUUCUUUAUGUCUCACAAUUAUGUACACAAAAAAUCUACCCAAAAAUAUACUCAAUUACAAUCUAAAAGGCAAGAGAGAUGUAGACAGACUUCGGAAAAGAUGGUCGUAUUAUUCUUAUGA
This is a messenger RNA of Diabrotica balteata, 441 nucleotides long. Lineage: Eukaryota; Metazoa; Arthropoda; Insecta; Coleoptera; Chrysomelidae. The record is from the annotation of a GenBank genome assembly.